This is a messenger RNA of Girardinichthys multiradiatus, 4996 nucleotides long. It is a transcript of the gene btbd3b, whose product is annotated as BTB (POZ) domain containing 3b. The transcript is spliced from 4 exons. Gene Ontology annotation, cellular component: cytosol. Gene Ontology annotation, molecular function: protein binding. The coding region runs from base 655 to 2211 and encodes 518 amino acids. The record is from RefSeq and is a predicted model, not a curated record. Lineage: Eukaryota; Metazoa; Chordata; Actinopteri; Cyprinodontiformes; Goodeidae. Gene Ontology annotation, biological process: dendrite morphogenesis; neurogenesis; cerebral cortex development.
CAUUCAACCUCUGUAGUCAGCAGAAUGAGUGGCUGAGCAGAGCAGUGCAGCAUCCACAGCUCCUGCAUCCUGCAGAUGAGUCUGCUCCGAGGAAGAGAGGGAUAAAAAGAUCCUGCCUGGCAGAGAAAAACAGUCACAGAUGAAGAAAGGCAGAAAGGGGAUGAAAAGCACAGAGGGAGAAAGAGGGCAAAAUGACAGGACCUGAGUAAAAGGUGCUGCCUAAGGACAACUGCAGCGAUACUAAAUCUGGAGCUGUCAGGACAACCCUCAGUGAGCCAGCGAGUUAGAAAGGCGAGGAUAGAAGGAGGAGAGAAGAAGUGGAUUUGAAGAGCUGAUCUUAUCACUCUGGACAAGCUAAGAUGGGAACCUUGAGAGCCUCUCCAUCACCAGAUCAAACUUCACAUCAGGGAAAAGCCAUCAGGUUGUUGUCUUGAAGCUCCUUCUUCAGGGAAUUGAGAAAACAGAGAAGAGAUAUCUCCUAGUAGUUCCACAAGCUGGUGGAACGAACCUCACACAGGACACUUACUGCUGAACUGCUCAGCGCUGCUCAAAUCUCUCCUGUCCUAACCCCCCUCAGCCCUCCAUCACACCUGGCUGCUCUUGCUAGAUGUCUUCUCUGCAUGCUCUCCCACUGCUCAGCAGUUGAACACACUCAUGGUCGAUGCCAAGGGAAGGAACAUGAAAUGUCUGACUUUCUUCUUAAUGCUUCCUGACUCAGUAAAAAGCAAGUCAAGCAAAAGCUCCAAGAAAGGGAAUGCCAGCGGCAGCUCCAAACUGCCCCCAGUCUGUUAUGAGAUAAUUACCCUGAGGAGCAAGAAGAAGAAGAAGAUGUCCUCGGAAAUUUUUCCCACCAAGAAGCCGGCAUCCACCCCCACCAUGGUGCAGGAGUACCAGCAGCAGAACCUGAACAACAACAACACGAUACAGAACUGCAACUGGCAGGGACUCUACUCAACUAUAAGAGAAAGAAAUUCAGUGAUGUUCAACAAUGAGCUGAUGGCAGAUGUUCAUUUUGUCGUGGGUCAGCCUGGAAGGACCCAGCGGCUGCCGGGUCACAGAUAUGUAUUAGCUGUGGGCAGUUCAGUAUUUCAUGCCAUGUUUUAUGGCGAACUUGCAGAGAACAAGGAUGAAAUCCAUAUACCAGAUGUGGAACCAGCAGCAUUUCUGGCAAUGCUAAAGUAUAUAUACUGUGAUGAAAUUGAUUUGACUGCAGACACUGUGCUGGCCACUCUCUAUGCUGCCAAAAAGUACAUCGUCCCUCACCUGGCACGUGCCUGCGUCAACUUCCUCGAGACGAGCCUGAGUGCCAAGAAUGCCUGUGUGUUGCUCUCCCAGAGCUGCCUGUUCGAGGAGCCGGAGUUGACACAGCGCUGCUGGGAGGUGAUUGAUGCCCAGGCUGAGCUGGCAUUACGUUCAGAGGGAUUCUGUGACAUUGACUCCCAGACCCUGGAGAGUAUCCUACAACGAGAGACACUCAAUGCUAAAGAGAUAGUGGUAUUUGAGGCCGCACUUAACUGGGCUGAGGCCGAGUGCCAGAGACAGGAGCUCACAUCUUCUACUGACAACAAGCGUAAGGUCCUGGGCAAGGCCAUGUACCUCUUACGUAUCCCUACAAUGGCUCUGGAUGAUUUUGCCAACGGAGCAGCCCAGUCUGGCGUGUUGACGCUUAAUGAGACCAAUGACAUCUUCUUGUGGUACACGGCAGCUAACAAGCCUGAGCUGAAGUUUGCGAGUCAGCCUAGGAAGGGCCUUGCGCCGCAACGCUGCCACAGAUUCCAAUCCUGUGCCUACCGAAGCAAUCAGUGGCGCUACCGGGGUCGCUGUGACAGUAUACAGUUUGCCGUGGAUAAAAGGGUUUUUAUCGCUGGGUUUGGUUUGUACGGAUCUAGCUGUGGCUCCGCAGAGUACAGCGCCAAGAUAGAGCUGAAGCGUCAAGGUGUGCUGCUGGGGCAAAACCUCAGCAAAUACUUCUCAGACGGAUCCAGCAACACCUUUCCAGUAUGGUUCGAGUAUCCAGUCCAAAUUGAGCCUGAUACCUUCUACACUGCCAGUGUUGUUCUGGAUGGAAAUGAGUUGAGCUACUUCGGACAGGAAGGGAUGACAGAGGUACAGUGUGGUAAAGUGACAUUCCAGUUCCAGUGCUCCUCAGACAGCACCAACGGCACAGGGGUGCAAGGAGGACAGAUCCCUGAACUUAUCUUCUAUGCUUGACAACACGUGUAACUACUCCUCUCAUUUUUAGUGCACUUACUGAAGCAGACAUUUAUCACUUUGUACAUAGAGGAAGGUGUUAUUAAUUUUUGUCGCAGCUUGAUGUUAGACCUAUGAGAUGUUUUCUUUACUUGUUUUGACUUGAGUGAAUGGUCCAGCUCUGGAUCGAUUUGCCCCUUCACCAUUUCAUAGUUGUGUCAUUUCAUCCCUUCAUACUUGCACUUUGUGGGCUGUACUAAAGCAAUGUGCACCAAUGAAAUGUUUUAUUUUUGUGGUUACAUAUUUUCAGGACUAAUAAUGAUAGAAUUUCUUAAAUCUAAUUUAUAAUUUAAUUUUAUUGCAAAAUAUUUUCUGAAAUAUUAAAAGGGUACAUUUUGUACUUUGUCCAUCAAAGUAUUUCUUUUCAUACUCUACAGCAGAAACUAGCUAUUUACAUACACUUUAUAAAGAUAAACAAUAUCUUUCCUCACUGUCUGACAUGAAAUCAAGUCUCCCCAUUUAGGUCAGUAAGAAAGACUAAAAUUAUUUCUGGUUAAAUGACACAAUUAUGAGAGAAAAUGUUUUAUUACCAUCUUGAUAGUAUGAAGUUUCCAUAUGGUAAGGUUACCAUGUCUUUAAACAAUUUGGGAAAACCCAGAUUAUUAUGUCAUGGUUUUUGUAAGCCUCUGAUAGGUUAGUUCAGGUCAAUUCAAAUCAGGAAGAGAAUUGUCCGGCCAUCAUUCUGUCGAGGAAGGAAGGAGACAGGUCCUAUGUCCCAGAGAUGAACAUGCUUUCAUCCAAAAUGUGCACAAAAGAAAAAGAUUUUGCGAAGAUGCUGGCUGAAGCUGAUAAGACAGCAUCAUUAUCCACAGUAAAACGAGUACUGUACUCACGUGGGCUGAAAAGGCACUCGGUGAGGAAGAAGUCAUUUCUCCAAAAGUAACAACAAUAUGCUAGUUUGUAGUUUGUAAAUGCUCUCAGGGACAAAUAUGUAAUUUUUAAAAACUGAAGAAAAAAUUAUCUCAAAAAAGUGAUCUAUAUCAUACUCAUUUAGUAAUUUAGCAAAUAGGAUUACUAAUAUGAUUCAUGUUGGACAGUAAGAAAAAGGUGUUAUGUGUCUAGUGGGACUGUGGGAUAUAUAAGAAUUACUUUGAAUCAUUGGUUGCUGAAGCUGGUCAAAAAUAUUCCCCUGGUAGGUAGAAAUUGACGCAUGGUCAGUAUGAAACACCCUGUGGUUGAUGGUUCUACUUCAUACCAGGAAAACAUUAACAUAUGGAAUGGCGAAGGGGCAAAAUAACCUGAACCUGGGUGUAGGAACAUUUAAAACAUUAAGUUGAUGAGUUAUCCAAAUAAAUAGAUAAACUACCCUGAUGUCCUGCUCUAGAACAAACAAACAAAAAAUACCUUGCACUAGAAGUGCAUGUACAUUUGAACAUAUGUAAAUUUUGAAAAAUGUAUACAAUGCCUCAGUUGUGGCCUAUGUUGGCUGUAAAGUUAUCUUAUAUUAUUAAACAAUGCUACAGUAUGUUUAUUAUUUCUAUACUUGCACAGAGUGCACAUACAUAUAAGCAAUACUUUAUAUUCUAGAUUGUAUGAGGAUCAUUUCAUGACAGAACUGUGUCUCUGGACCUUCAUCAUGGACGUGAAAAACGCUGCACAACAUUUAAAACCAACCCAUGAUAAAGAUCAAAAACAUGAGUAUGAGUAAAAAGUAUUGGUUAUUUGCAUUUAGGUGGUUUAAAAUGACGCCCUUUGAAUAUUGUUCUCGAAGCAUUAAAUAAAAUUACUCCAAUACCUCCUUUCAGUAACUCUGUAACACAUUUAUCUGCAUUUACACCCACAGUAAACCAUCAUCCUCCCUUGCAAAACAAUAGCCUCAUUUCCAAUGCUGCUUUGUUUCACAUUUACACAACAGAAACAGGAAAAGGUGAAUGGAAAUGAUAAAACCAACACAAUGUCUUAUUGAUGCCUGAGCAACGUUACAGCCCUCAUUCAGGUAGUUUUCAUCUGUUGUCUAUAAGACUUGAUUCCUAUAUAAGAUGAUGAUCAACAACAUGUCUGAUUAAAAUUACUUUUAGUUUUGUUUCUUUUCUUCUUCUGACAAACUUUGAACAGUGUAACCUUUAUUGCCAUCAUUCAGUGACGCUAUGUAGCUGCAUUAUUUGCCUUAAUCCAGGGAAGCAAGGUGUCUAAACAGCUUAUGUUUUGCUUUACAUUAUUUUUGCUUGUAAAAGAGGAACCUGAGUAAUGAGGAUAUGUUUAUAGCCAAACUGUAGAACAUAGAUCCUUACCAUUCACCACUUCCUGUUAAAAGUUUGUUCAGUCAUUUUUCUAUACCGAUCCUUGCUGUAGCUCUCACAACAGACAGGAUCUGUUACAUCUUAUAUGUAUGUAUUGCUAAUUACUGUGGCACCUAGCUUUUGUUUACAGUAAAAUGAUCAGUGACUGGUUAAGCAUUAGAAAACUGCUUCUUAUCUGCUGGACUUUGGUAAAAAUCCUCCCUCCUAAUGUGAACAAAUAAUUUCAGUAUUUGCAGAGCAUUUUACUACACAGUUGCACUGAUGUUGGCUUGUGAAUAAGUUUGUUUUGCUUUAUUUGCUCAUUUUUAACAGAGGUAAUUUUGGGGGGGAUUUACUAUGCUACUGAAUAAUCUUUCUGAUGUGGGAUAAAUGUCCUCAGGCUUGUUUGCUGGUGGUGAUGGAUGGGUAAACUGGUGCACAAGUCCUGUGUUUUAUGUGCUACAGUGCUGGAAGACCGACGAAUGUGUAUGGUUGUGUAUGAUGCAAAUAAACAAAAGUUGUAUAUA